AAAAAAAAAUGUUCACCGCAUCCAAUAUCCCAUCGACCUCUUCGAUCCUAGCCAUGUACUCAACCUUCGCCGCAGCAGCAAUGCUCGUCAGAACGAUACUCAACGAGGUCCAAACCUUAGCCACCCAACUGAUCCCUCAAUGGCUCCAAGUCAAAAUCCUGUCCAUUUUUGGUCAGUUCUUCACUAACCCAACCACCCAAAUGACCCUUUUCAUCAAAGAACACGCCAACAUGGAACUCAACGAGCUCUAUCAGGCUUCUGAAGUCUACUUGAGCACUAGGAUCACGAGUUCCAUCGGGCAGCUUCAGGUCAGCAAGGCGCCUCGAGAGAAAUCCUUGUCGAUCAAGGUAAACAGGGGACAACAGGUUCUUGACACGUUCCGAGGGAUGGAUUUGGUGUGGGAAUUCGUCACUACGGAGACUCAGCAGAUUAUCGUAAACUACGAGGACAUGUCGGGCUCGAACGGGAAGACUGAGCACAAGUCAGUCACGCUGAGCUUCCAUAAGCGAUACAAAGAUGAGGUGUUGAACAACUAUCUUCCCUACGUGAUGGAGACAUUCAAGUGUAUGGAGAGCGAGAAGCGAUCUGUGAGACUGUAUGCAUAUGGAAGUGUCACUGCCCAAUACUACGAAGGGCCAUGGGGAUCAAUCAAUCUGGACCAUCCAUCCACAUUUGACACACUGGCAAUGGAACCAGAGCUGAAGAGAGAGAUCAUGGAGGAUUUGGACAGGUUUGUGAAGAGGAAAGACUUCUACCGUAGAGUUGGGAAGGCGUGGAAAAGAGGCUACUUGUUGUAUGGACCACCUGGGACCGGGAAGUCGAGCUUGGUUGCCGCCAUGGCUAAUUACCUCAAAUUCGACAUCUACGACUUGGAACUUGCCAGUGUGCAAGGCAAUGGUGGGCUCAGGAGCUUGCUGACUGGUACGGCGAAUCGAUCGAUUGUCGUGAUUGAGGAUAUUGAUUGCAGUGCUCAAUUGCAAGACAGAGGUGAUGCAGGGUAUGAUCAUGGGAGUCAGAAUCAGCAGGUGACACUGUCUGGGUUGCUGACCUUCAUCGAUGGGCUGUGGUCGAGCUGCGGCGACGAGAGGAUUAUCGUGUUCACGACGAACCACAAGGAUCGGCUCGACCCAGCAUUGUUGAGGCCGGGUCGAAUGGACAUGCACAUCCACAUGUCAUACUGCAGUCCGAAUGGGUUCAGGAUUUUGGCUUCCAACUACCUCCAGAUCGAGAACCAUCGCCUUUUUGAUGAGAUCGAAAGGCUGAUCAAGGAAUUGGAGGUGACACCAGCGGAGAUUGCGGAGGAAUUGAUGAAGGGCGGUGAUGUUGAUGAUGUCCUUGAAGGACUUGUUGGGUUUCUGGAGAAGAAAAGGGAGAAGCAGAUGGAGCUGUUGGACGAAAGUGGAAGCGGGAAAGAUGAAGGAAUGGAGACUGUGGAGACUGGAAGCAAAGGAGUUGAAGAGAAAGCUGAAAUGGAGAUUGUUUCUUAAGAGGAGAAAGAAGCUAUAUAUGUAUACAGCAAGAACUUGUGUGAUAACAGGAAGCCAAUUAGAGAUCAUUGAUUAAAUACAAUAUAAUAUGCAUGUACGUAUUUUACGCGUUUAAACUCAUUUUACUGUUCUAUAAUUUUCAAUAGA
This is a messenger RNA of Linum tenue, 1634 nucleotides long. The record is from the annotation of a GenBank genome assembly. Lineage: Eukaryota; Viridiplantae; Streptophyta; Magnoliopsida; Malpighiales; Linaceae.